Trichobilharzia szidati is the source of this 690-nucleotide messenger RNA. The record is from the annotation of a GenBank genome assembly. NCBI's taxonomy places the organism in Eukaryota, Metazoa, Platyhelminthes, Trematoda, Strigeidida, Schistosomatidae.
CCUUGACGCUGUUUGUAAACUUCGCGUUACAUACCAGAAUUCCUCCUCAUCAAAAUGACGUAUCAUGAAAUGUACAGAAGUACUACACUGGGGACUACUCUCAGAGAGGCGUUAGAUGAGAUGUUGGCGCAUCACUUACUACAACCUGGUAUGGAUAAUAAAGUAAUGAAAAAAUUUGACCAGUGUAUUAGUAACGCGUUGGCGAAACGUGUUAAGAAUCGUCUGUCUCUUCGCGGUCAUUUGAAUACCUACAGAAACUGUGAUAAUGUAUGGACAUUAGUAAUGAACGAUGUAGAAAUAAAGGACUCAUCUGCCAUCAUGACUGUUGAUAAAAUAAAAAUUGUUGCAUGCGAAGGGAAGAAUGCAAAACCCGCAUCCUCAAAACUAGGCACCACUUCAACGAAUGAUCGUCUGAGAACUGCUGGCGUCAGUGGGGAAGAUAACGAACAACGUGAAGCAUUUGGUUCCGGAGAUGAAAUGGAAUGAAAUGCUACUCUCUACUAAGCUGUUCUAUUUUGUUAGAAAUAUCACAAAAAGAAAGAUGUACAAAAUAAACCUUUUCUUAUUAAACAUAUCAUUGCAAAAAAAAUUACUUUUUGACAUAAUACUAGCAUGUAAAAGCAAUUUUACAAAUAUUCACUAAACUGAUAUAUAUAUAUAUAUAUUCAAAAGAAGUAUCCCCACUUUCCA